AUGGGAUGGAGAUGGCUUCAGGUCACCAAUCUGAGACCAGCCCGCAGAAACCCAACUACCCUGCUCAGCCCCAGCAGCCCAGCUACCCGGGCAAGCCCCAGCAGCCCCAGCCGAGGCCCCAGCAGCCCAGCUACCCGGGCAAGCCCUCACCAAUCUGAGACCAGCCCGCAGAACCCCAACUACCCUGCUCAGCCCCAGCAGCCCAGCUACCCGGGCAAGCCCCAGCAGCCCCAGCCGAGGCCCCAGCAGCCCAGCUACCCUGCUCAACCCCAACUGAGGCCCCAGCAGCCCAGCUACCCUGCUCAGCCCCAACCCCAACCAAGGCCCCAGCAGCCCAGUUACCCUGCUCAGCCGAGGCCCCAGCAGCCCAGCUACCCGGGCAAGCCCCAGCCCCAGCCGAGGCCCCAGCGGCCCCAGCAGCCCCAGCAGCCCCAGCCAAGGCCCCAGCGGCCCAGCUACCCUGCUCAGCCCCAACCCCAACCGCGGCCCCAGCGGCCCAGCUACCCGGGCAAGCCCCAGCCCCAGCCGAGGCCCCAGCGGCCCAGCUACCCUGGCAAGCCCCAGCCCCAACCGAGGCCCCAGCAGCCCAGCUACCCUGCCCCGCCCCAGCCCCAACCGAGGCCCCAGCAGCCCAGCUACCCGGGCAAGCCCCAGCCCCAGCCGAGGCCCCAGCGGCCCAGCUACCCUGGCAAGCCCCAGCCCCAACCGAGGCCCCAGCAGCCCAGCUACCCGGGCCAGCCUCAGCUGAAGCCCCAGCAGCCCAGCUACCCGGGCCAGCCCCAGCAGCCCAGCUACCUGGGCAAGUCAAGGCCUCAUCCUCAGCUUCAUCUCCAGGCCAGGCCAGAGCGGCCAAGCUUUGGCAUGAUCCAACGCAAAGCUGGAAUGUGGGACUCUCAUUCUUCCCAGGACGGUGAUGCUUUUGACUCGAUAGAGAAGUCCACCAACUCUGAAAUUCAGCCAAGAUCUUACGGCUCUCUGAGGUAUUGGGGCUAUAUUUAA
This is a messenger RNA of Seriola dumerili (greater amberjack), 999 nucleotides long. Its product is annotated as proline-rich protein 2-like. Bases 1 to 999 code for a protein of 332 amino acids. The transcript has a single exon. The record is from RefSeq and is a predicted model, not a curated record. NCBI's taxonomy places the organism in Eukaryota, Metazoa, Chordata, Actinopteri, Carangiformes, Carangidae.